Molecule: messenger RNA, 2671 nt
Organism: Mobula hypostoma (lesser devil ray)
Lineage: Eukaryota; Metazoa; Chordata; Chondrichthyes; Myliobatiformes; Myliobatidae
Product: granzyme K-like
Exons: 5
Coding region: 36-866 (276 amino acids)
Biological process (GO): proteolysis
Molecular function (GO): serine-type endopeptidase activity
Source: RefSeq, a predicted model, not a curated record
GCUACAAGAGUGGCUCAUUAUUCUCACACCACUAUAUGGACAAAAUGAUCAGCAAGCUUCAGACAGCCCUUGUUCUUCUAGUGACCACAGUCCUAGCAAACCAAAGCUAUGACUGCUCAGAAAUCACUGGGGGUCGUAAGGUUAAACCUUAUUCAAGACCUUAUCUGGUGUCCAUUGAAAGCAAUAACAAGCAUGUAUGUGGAGGAAGCUUGAUUCAAGCAAAAUGGGUUUUAACAGCAGCAACCUGUCUACAACUGAUCAAGAAAAAGAAAUCCAGCGUGAUUCUUAGAAUGCACUCUCGUAAGAAGAAGGAUAGGACAGAACAGAAAAUUCUGAUUAAAAAUCUUUUCCCACAUCCUGAAUUCAAGAAUACACUGGACAAUGACAUCAUGCUUCUGGAGCUACAACAAGCUGCAAAUAUUAAGGAAUUCCUCCAUCUGCCAACGUCAGCAAAAGACCCCAAAUCUGGAGCAAAGUGCAAUGUCAUUGGAUGGCAACAAACCAGUUCCAAAGAUAAAUCACAUCCUGACAGUUUGAAAGAGGCCGAAGCAACUGUGAUAGAUCGGAAAGUCUGCAAUAGUAAAAAAUACUACAACAGCAAUCCAGUUAUAACAGACAAUAUGAUAUGUGCACGUGAUAAAAACAGCAAAAAAGAUUCCUGCCUGGUUGAUGCAGGAGAUCCACUAAUGUGCAAAAAAAAGGCAAUGAGCAAGAAGAGGGAGAUCGUUGGAAUUUCCACAGCUAGAAAGGAUUGCGGAAGUGCCAAUAGACCUGGCAUAUAUAUCCGGUUAACAGAAAAGUAUCUCUCCUGGAUCAAGAAAAAAAUUGGAGUUGUGAAUUUCAGUGACACAGAGGAACAAAUCUAAGAGGAAGAUGUGUCACUUAUUAAAAUGUAGCUUGUUUAUCAAUGAAAUGAAUCUGAAGAAACAUUUGUAUUUAAAUGUUUCUGAAAUAGCAAGGUCACUUGAAUGUUUAAGAAACUCAAAAUUCUUGGUUUUUGUUCUAUAUAUAAUAUCUAUCAUUAUUCAUGAUACAAUGUUAGUUUGUACUUUUGAAAGUUUUGGUCACCCACAGCUUCUGCGUUCAGUUUUUUGCAGGUCUUUCCUCUAAUAAUCAUGUUUCUGUUUUAUAUUAACGUUGGUUUUAUUUGGUCCAGUUCAUAGGCAAAUCAAUGGACAAUAUUGAUUUCAUUUCCUCUGGUGAUGUUUCCCUAGACAUGAUUUCAACUAUAUGACUACAUCAACAAGUGCUGACAAAGAGACUAGGAAAUUUGCCAAACAGGGCUCAACAUGAACUGCCAUGAUAGUUUGUCUAUCUGAUUGUGCAUUUGGGUAAAGACCUGGAUGGGCAGACAAAGGAGAAUAAUGUCAGAACCAUGCUAACAAAGCAAGAAAUUGAUAAAUAAUGUGAUUGGAAGGGAUUAAUGCUUUUGAUAUUUUUUACUGCAAAUUCAGUCAUUAAUUUAUUCUGCUUGGCUGUAAAUUUUUUUUGGGAAUUACAAUCAUUCAUAGAAACAUAGAAACAUAGAAAAUAGGUGCAGGAGUAGGCCAUUCGGCCCUUCGAGCCUGCACCGCCAUUUAUUAUGAUCAUGGCUGAUCAUCCAACUCAGAACCCUGCCCCAGCCUUCCCUCCAUACCCCCUGACCCCCAUAGCCACAAGGGCCAUAUCUAACUCCCUCUUAAAUAUAGCCAAUGAACUGGCCUCAACUGUUUCCUGUGGCAGAGAAUACGACAGUAUAUUUACACAAAUUUAAAUAACACACAGUGUGAGUACUGGCAAUGAUACUGGAAGCCUGAAUAUAAGUUCCUUUAUCUAUUUGUAUUCUUAAAAUGUCAGGAAAAAUAGCAUAAUCUGUUGCUUUUCUGUCCUUAAUCUUUCCUUUUCACAGAAAAAUGUUGACGAUGAAUAUUUGAUCGCAAUUUCCAGGAAAUCUGUAUUCUCAUGGCAUUACUUGUAACUAAUGUAUAACAACAUCUUCUGAAUACCACAUUCUACUGGGUUCUACUUAUUAAACCAACUUUCCUGUUAAAUUCUGGAAGAAAUAACUUUGAAAGAACAAAUUAGGAACAAGUUUGAGUUAUUUUUCCAGUUGGAAACAGGGAUGAACACUGUCAUCAUGGGUCUAUUCCCCCAUGCCUCCAGUCUGCCCCAAGACAUCUGGGCACUGCUCUGAUAGGACCCUCAUUAAAUUAUGUGACUGACUUUGCAACUUCAUCCAUGGAAUUACUUUAAAAACACAAACAAACAUAAAAUGGUGUUAGUUGUACUUAUAUCAAAGUUCAGUGUUGGAGCAGAGGCCACUCCAAGGAAAAUCAACCAACCACUUAGAACAUAGCAUUCAUUUGCAUGAUGAAAUACGAACCCAACUGUAAUCCUGUGGUAUAAAUGAGACAGUACACAUCCUGCACAUAGACCACCUAUUUGUACUGUGUGCUGGAACUAUCUAAAAUUUAGAAAAAUCAUCCAGGACCCACAUAAUAAACUUACACUUUCACAUUUCAUAUCAAUUUAUUCCACAGAUCAGCCAGCACUGUAGUGGAUCUGGUCAAUCUUCCAAAAUGGAUUCAGCAGGCAAGAGAAAAGCUUUCACCUGGCACUUUGGAAUCAGCAGUGAAUAAUGAGCUGGGCCUUCUAAACAGUUAAUGCAUCCUGAGACCAAGAAUGAGCAGGA